Mesorhabditis spiculigera is the source of this 2538-nucleotide messenger RNA. The record is from the annotation of a GenBank genome assembly. Lineage: Eukaryota; Metazoa; Nematoda; Chromadorea; Rhabditida; Rhabditidae.
AUGAGGCUCCUCCUCGUGGUGCUGCUCCUCUAUUUAUUUUCUUACAGCGAAUGCGCGAAGGUUGACGUCGAUACGCUGUUUUCUGAUGAGGAUGAAUACGAUGCGGAUGAAAAAGACGAGAUGGGCUCGGUGUUCACCAAGUUUAUGCCAGACUCGCAAACCCAAUUAGUGCUCGAUCUGGACAUCUUUCGGCACUUUUUCGACUAUUCGGAUGCUUAUCGAGAUGCAAUAGCUGAUGGUGACGUCGAGAUGCUCAGCUAUGCCAUUGAAAUGGUCGAAAAAUUGAGGGAAUACGACGUUUCCGCAGGAUGCCUAGCGGAUAUGUUUCACUUUGGUUGGACGGCUGUCGAGUACGCUACACACGUCAAGGCGCACAAGAACUGCACGGAUUGUAAAUGCACCCCGCUAUUUCAGCAGAAGAAAAACGAGCGUAGCUGGAUUUUUAAUGUUCUCGAUUCUAUGGGCAAAAUGCCGGCCGGGGUGUUGAACGGCAACAACCUGUGGGUCGGCUCCUACCCGACGUGCCGUAAGGUGCAAGUCGUUAAAAAUCAUCAAGGGCAAAAGUGGUCUGGGCAGUACUGUUUGGCCCACCUGAACGCGUACAACCGGGACAACCCGUUGAAAUGGGCAGUGGCAGUGGCUGAGGCGCCGGACGCUCAUUGCUAUGGCGGCAACGACAAGCCAAAGACGACUGAAGGGCCCGAGGCUUCAAAGUGCUUCGACUUGCUCUCGCUGCUCAAUUUCGGGCUUUGCGUCCCGUCAACGUGCACGGAGUAUGAUGUCAGGAAGAUGGUGAAAUUUGGCUACGGGAUGGCAGAAGCGGCCGUGGGCCGUGAUUUGGUGUGCGACGUCCACGUCGAGUGUCGUAGCGGGCAACGUGAACGCGAGCUCUACGACAGCCGGUUGUCUCAUUUUGCCAGAUAUCUGCUCGGCUUCAUCACGGUGAUGUUGGUCUUCGGGACGGCGUACGAUUACUUGGUGCUGGAGAAGGAGCUGCGGAAUUUGAGCGACAAGGAGAGGAAGGUGGCAAGGGAGAGAAUUCACCCAUUUCUAAAGGCUGUUAUCGCCUUUUCUGUCUAUACAAAUGGGAAACAAGUGUUGCGGACGGAUCACGGGAAUAAAAAGGAUCAGAUUGAUUGUUUGCAUGGUAUGAGGUUCCUUUCAAUGGCCUGGAUCAUCCUUGGUCACACCUAUUACUACAUUGGCACCAGCCUGACGAUGGAUAACCUGGUCCCAUCCCUCGUCAGCUUCCCUCAAAUGUUCUAUACCCAAAUCAUCGUCCAGGCCCCACUUGCCGUAGAUUCUUUCUUUUAUUUGAGUGGCCUCCUCUCCAGCUACAUGAUGUUCAAGAAGAUGUACAAGGACAAAAUGUUCGGCACGCUGAAGAGGCCGGCGUUGUGGAUUAUGAUCUACGUUCGACGCUAUUUACGAAUCACUCCUACCUACGUCUUCAUCAUGCUGCUCGACGUCACCGUGUUCUCCUACUUCACCGACGGCCCAUUCUGGCGUCCGAUCGAGAAGACUGGCUGCCAGAAGGCGUGGUGGACAAAUCUGAUCUACAUGAACAACUUCUUGUUACAGGAUGUGGAAUGCUGCAUGGGCUGGACUUGGUAUUUGGCCAACGACUUCCAGCUGCAGGUCUUCAGCCCGCUUCUUCUCAUCCCGCUGUCGAUAGCCCCGAAAAUCGGCUUCCUCGUAGCUGGCGCGAUGUUGGCCGGCUCCUCCAUCUGGCAGGUUAUCCUCCAGCUCAUCCAUGACUACCCUCCAGCCCCGCUUCUCACCGCCAAGCUCCAAAUUGUCGAAAAGCUUGAUUCCUACUGGAAAGACGUCUACGUGAGACCGUACUGCCGAUGUCAGCCGUUCAUCCUCGGAAUUCUGGUCGGCUGGCUGCUGAUCCAGUUGACGAAGGAUAAAGCGUCACUCCGCUAUAAGCUCUCAAAGAAGCAAUUGGCCCUCGGUUGGACGAUCUCGACGAUACUCGGCCUCUACAGUGUCUUUGGACUGUACAACUUCUCGCGUACCGGUGAUAUUUCAUUGUGGUACUCGGUGAUGUAUUCGGCGUUCGGGCGGCCAGCAUAUGCUGUAGCGAUCGCCUGGGCGUCAUUUGUAUGCGCCACGGGGAACGCACCGUAUGUGAACGGCUUCCUCGCAUGGAAGUUCUUCACGCCGCUGUCGCGGAUCACCUUCUGCGCCUACCUGAUUCACCCGAUUCUGCUACAAAUCUACAAUUUUAGCCGCCCUCAGCCCUUCCAUCUUACCACGUUUUUCCAGAUGAUGCGGCAUACCUUUGAAGCGAUCAUCGUCUCCUAUACGGCCGCCCUGGUCAUAUCGAUGGCUGUCGAGGUCCCAACCUCGAUUUUUGAAGCUAGAACUAUGGACCGGCUCAACAAGUUCAUGAAAAAGCCCCGAGAGCCGACUGAGCAUCAGCCGAUCGAACUCGUCGACAAGGCCCGGCUAGCCGAAGAACGAGCCGAGCAGGUCGAGGAGGUGCCGGAAAUCAGCGAUGUUUCCGAAGAGAAGAAUGAGACGGGUGGAAUU